UGUGCAUUCAGUGCUCUCUCGUGGAAUAUGUUGUAUUGCUAGCCCCCAGAAGCAGGAAGUGACGUUUUAGAUAAGCUAACGAGGUUGUCUUCAUUUACAAACUCAUUACCUUUCUGUCCACUGAGGUUCAGAGGAAAAUAGAUAUUUACAUAUAAAACACGCACCAUAAAUACUAGCUAGUUGUCAUUUUCGAAGGGAUACCACUAUAUACCGACCCAUAUGGCAGCACCCUUACCUCAGAAGGGACCUGGUCUGGCUGGUAUGUCCCUCCAGCAACAGCAGUCCCACCUCCUCACAGGCUGCGGCCCAAGCCCUGGCCAAAACCCCAUGCCCCCCCAGGGAGCCCUGAGAGAGAUCUCCCCUGUGUUCCUCUGUCGCAUUGGACAAGAGACUGUUCAGGACAUUGUAACACGUACCAUGGAGAUCUUUCAGAUCACACGAGCCACACAGCUACCCAAUGGGGUGACCCAGAGCCAGGCUGCGUACCAGGACCGCUUCGGGAAGCUCCAAGAGCACCUACGCCAGCUGGCCCUCCUCUUCCGCAAGCUUCGCCUCCUGUACGAGCGCUGCGUGGAGAUGACCGCCGAUCUGGAGGAGGGACCGUCAGAGCUGGUGCCAUAUGUGGGAGAUGACAUGUCCCCUGUGAGAGUCGAGCCCUGUAAUGUAGCUGUAAACCAGGAAAGACAAGAAGUACUGGAGAAAGUGAAACUGAAGAAUCAGGAGAUGAAAGUUCUGAUGGACCAGAUGAGAAACCUCCUAUGGGACAUCAACGCCAUGCUGACACUCAGGAAAUGAAAUCAGAGGUCACUUACAACCUCCCCCAAUGCACUUCACAAAGACCUCCAAUGCGAGGACCAUGAGUUUUACCUCCCUCAAUCUAGGCCCAAGUACCUCAAACCAUUGUUGUUCUGCAUUUGAGAUGCACCACUAAAAGUUCUGUGAUUUUACUUUUACAGUAAGGUGCUAUCAGAGACAUCGAAUGGACAGAGCUCAGAGGUUUUUCUUGUUUACAUUCUAUAUUUUGUUUUCAUUUUUGUACUUUAAUAUUAAUGUUUAACCUGCCAAGUAUCAGUUGAUUUUCCUGCCUUCUUAUUGAGUGCUGAGUUUUUUGAUUUUGUUCUAACCCCAAGCACUGACUUGAGCACCAGCAAAAUAAACUUGAAUCGGGUGUUCAGAAUUGUACUCUGUGCACAGGCGGCUGACAACCUAGCAUACUGACGUUAUGAGGAAACCAGAGAAGCUGCCUGUAUUGUUUGUGUACCAACACAAGUGGGUUUCACCUGGAAACUGAGAUCCAGACAACAGAGUCUAACUAGCCCAUGUCUGUGCUAGCUGCGCUGGGCGACACGCCUGUUAACCUUACAUUUUGAGAACAUUGCAUGCCGACUGUUAAGAAGCGUGUGAGUCCAUAGUAUUUUUGUACACAAGUGAUAGUUUACGGAGUCUUUUGCUACAUAAUAAAAUGGCGUUAAAAAACCA
Messenger RNA from Esox lucius (northern pike), 1479 nucleotides. RefSeq lists its product as uncharacterized. Gene Ontology annotation, cellular component: mediator complex. The record is from RefSeq and is a predicted model, not a curated record. NCBI's taxonomy places the organism in Eukaryota, Metazoa, Chordata, Actinopteri, Esociformes, Esocidae. Gene Ontology annotation, molecular function: transcription coregulator activity. Bases 220 to 795 code for a protein of 191 amino acids. Gene Ontology annotation, biological process: positive regulation of DNA-templated transcription. The transcript is spliced from 5 exons.